Messenger RNA from Conger conger (European conger), 2107 nucleotides. RefSeq names its product immunoglobulin lambda-1 light chain-like. The transcript has 4 exons. NCBI's taxonomy places the organism in Eukaryota, Metazoa, Chordata, Actinopteri, Anguilliformes, Congridae. Bases 1348 to 2067 code for a protein of 239 amino acids. The record is from RefSeq and is a predicted model, not a curated record.
GAGAGGGAAGUGCAAUUUCAACUGCUACCUGCACAACAGAGAUAAGGACCAGGGCCUAUUUAAUCAGCUUGUUUUUUUUUGGUUUUUUUAAUCGUAAUACCGAAACACGCAAAUGUAUGAACAAACUGCUCUCCUAGCCAAACACUGCUUACUUAGCCAAACCAAACAUCCUAAUAGACAAAUAUAGGUUUCAUGUAAGGAAAUCUACCAGAAAGAAUAAGGACCUGUCCGAAAUGAGUCUUCAAGACCUUUUUUUACUUAUUUUACUUAUUUUACUUGUACACAGAAGGUGGCAGAUUAGUGCUGGUGUUGGAUACAAAGCAGAUUCAUAGUGACACAAUUAGAUUUGAAUACAUUUUUGAAUUAAUUGAUCAGGGUCUGUAGGACACUUUUGCCUGCACUGAAAUAAUGGGAAAUAGAUGUCAGAGGAGAAAGACAGAAAUGUUUGAAUUCCUCAAUAUGCUGUGACACCGGUAACAUUGCUUGUCACACUGCUAUGAUGUGCUUUGGUAUUGUUAGGAUAACAGCGUGUGAUGGCGGUGGAAGGGGCUGCUUGAAUCAGCUGGUGCUGCAGGUACAGCCAUGUUUAUCCAGCAGAGGGCGAUGGAGAGACAGUCCCGCUACUGAAAUGGAGACACACCUGCAGGAUUUGCACACACUAUUUAUAGCGGCAUGCAAAUGAGGGAGUGAUUUCAGCUCCUUUCAGAACUCAGAAUCACAGCCCCAUGUCUGCUUAUUGACCUGCAGGUGUGAGGAGGGCUAAACCAGACUGCAUGAAAAGUUUCUGUAUCAUUUUAAUACCUUGAAAGAAAUUAAAGGCAAUGCAUCAGCAUAAACAAAUGUUCUUUCAUUUUUUCAUAUUCCAUUUUGGCAACGUUUGAAAAAACCUAACCAAAGCGACACUGAAUGGGAUAUUAUUGAGUAUUAUAAAUUAUUUCUUUCAGAUCAUUUUGUAGGCCUGUUGCGCUGCUGAGGUGAUUAUGGUCAGCCCUGUGUGCUCUCCAUGUCUCCAUUGUGAGUGGGAGGGUAUCAUUAAUGUCAGUCCCUGAGCUCCUUUUAAAACCUGUGGGACAGAGAGCAGAGAGGAUGGACAGUGCACACACACCUGCUACACGUCUGGGGAGGGAUUAGCUCAUGGAGAACUGAUUCACAGUCUAAAAUAUUCUCUGGGCUAUGAAAUUCUGGUAAAGAUUUCUGUUGUGAUUGGGUGAGUGCAGAGGCUCCUCCCUCUGCCUCUCCCUGACCGGCCCCUUAUAUCUGGGGCCUGCAGCCUCUCCUCUCCUCACACUCCAACCUGCUCAUCUCUCAGCUGGACAGUAAGGGCCGUUCACACCACACACUGACAACAUGCUGGGGACACUCUGCACUCUCAUCGCUGUGCUCUCAUGUGUGAGUGGAGUGACAGUGGUGACACAGAAGCCUCCUGUUCUGACAGUGAGUGAAGGAGAUACGGCCACUAUGGACUGUAACCUGGGGACUGUGACUGAUAGUGCUGCUCGCUGGUACAAGCAGGUUCCAGGAGGAGUUCCUCAGUUUGUGCUGAGUUUCUACCAUGGUGACAGUGCUCCAACAUAUGGAGCUGGAUUCUCCCCCACCCGCUUCACGUCCAAUCAUCAGAGUAAAUCUGAUUAUAGAUUGAUAAUUAAUAAUGUGGAGGCAGGAGACUCAGCAGUGUAUUACUGUUAUACAUGGGACAGCACAGCUCAAGAGAACGUAUUCGGCCAAGGCACUAAGCUGAUUUUCACGGACUCUUCUCUUGCCGCGCCUACACUCUCUCUCCUGCCUCCGUCCAGCGAGGAGCUGAAGACAGGCAAAGCCACGCUGGUGUGCCUGGCGCAGAUGUCUGUUGGCUUCGCAGAUGUCAGCUGGACAUCGGGGAGGGAAGCCGUUACUGGCGAUGUUUUUACCAGCGCCGCCGAGCAGAAAUCCGACAAAAACUUCGGUUUGAGCAGCUUCUUAACCAUCAAGACCUCCGAAUGGAUUAAUGGCUGCUUCUUUACAUGUAAAGUAUCGGCCGGGUCUAAAACCUCAGAGAAAAGAAUCAAACAUUCUGAUUGCAGUGAGUAAACUUUGUGCUUUAAAGACUCACGUUUUAUCUCGCGUUGUA